AUGGCUUAGUCCCAUAGCGAGGUUAUUAUUUUUAUGGUUUAAUUAUCCUAAAAAUACGAGACGGUGUUUGCAUUUUGAAGGGCUUCCCAGUUCCCAGUUCACAUGGCAAGGAAUUUCAAGGGGCUGAGGCAAAGGCAUAAGGCAGGUGAAAAAACUAUAAAUAGUAGCCAAAGUUGAAUAGAUCCAACCUGAAUACUUGCGAGAGAAACAGAGAAACAGAGUGCGAUGGCAGAAUUGUUCAUUAAGCAAGCAGAGAAUUACGCGGAGGGUCGGCCAUAUUAUCCUCAAGAAUUGUUUCAAUUCAUUGCUUCCAAGACACCCUCUCAAGACCUUGCAUGGGACGUCGGCACCGGAAGCGGUCAGGCUGCUCAAUCUCUAGCUGGGAUGUACGAGAAUGUGAUAGCCACAGAUACAAGCCCAAAGCAGCUGUCAUUUGCGCCAAGGCUACCCAAUAUAAAAUACCAACAUACCCCUCCCACCAUGUCUAUAGCCGAGCUUGAACACAAUGUCGCUCCUGAAUCAAGCGUGGAUGUUGUGACGAUUGCUCAGGCCUUCCACUGGCUCGACCUCCCUAAUUUCUAUGAACAAGUGAAAUGGGUACUCAAAAAACCUCAUGGGAUCAUAGCUGCAUGGUGCUACACCGUGCCGGAAGUCAAUGACUCGGUGGACUCGGUCUUCCAACCCUAUUAUAAGUUUAUUGUAGACCCAUAUUGGGAGCCGGGACGUAAAUUAGUGGACGAUAAGUAUAGGAGCGUCCAUUUUCCAUUUGAGCCAGUGGAUGGAGUUGACCACACUGGACCAUUUCAGUUUGUGACCGAAAAAUUGAUGGAUUUAGAUCUUUAUCUUACUUACUUAAGAUCGUGGUCAUCGUAUCAAACAGCGAAGGAGAAGGGUUUCGAGCUUUUGAGCGAUGAUCUGAUUGAGAAAUUUAAGCGUGCUUGGACUGAAGAUGGACAAGACCAGAAGGUUGUCAAGUUUCCAAUUUAUUUAAGAAUUGGAAGGGUGGGGGAUAUUUAAAAUCAAAAGAUUAGCAUAGAGCAAUUGUGGCUCAUUUUAUAGGGAAUUGAACUAAACCAUUUUGUUCCAAAGGAGUGAUGAGUUCAUUUCCCUUGUCAAUAAAAUUGGAACAUAUCAACUGUGUGUUUAUCACAUUGCCAUUUUAUAUAAUGGAAUUCUGCUGUUGAAUGCUAUUGAUUCGAAG
Molecule: messenger RNA, 1201 nt
Organism: Corylus avellana
Lineage: Eukaryota; Viridiplantae; Streptophyta; Magnoliopsida; Fagales; Betulaceae
Molecular function (GO): S-adenosylmethionine-dependent methyltransferase activity
Source: RefSeq, a predicted model, not a curated record